Messenger RNA from Exophiala xenobiotica, 303 nucleotides. RefSeq lists its product as uncharacterized. NCBI's taxonomy places the organism in Eukaryota, Fungi, Ascomycota, Eurotiomycetes, Chaetothyriales, Herpotrichiellaceae. Bases 1 to 303 code for a protein of 100 amino acids. The transcript is spliced from 2 exons. The record is from RefSeq and is a predicted model, not a curated record.
AUGACUAUCAUCGCCAUCAACCUGCAUAAGCUUCGAUCUGGAGGUACUGCUUAUAUGUACUACAUCAGCAGCUUGACAGAAUGCCAUCCCGCCAAUGGCAAGGUUCUCAGCGAGCUAAAUGACCUGGCCACCAUCAAGCAAACAACGACAAGCGGCAUCCGACACUUGGAGAUCAAGCUGGGCAUGCAAUGUCGGGAACGCAACAUCUCGAAUAGAAGAGUUCAUCAGACACUCGGCCAUUACUGGGAUUUGAGUAACGAGUGGUUCUUGGGAAAGCCAAUCCCGAACGCUUCAGCCUCUUAG